AUGGUCGACAAACUGGUGCAGUUUGAAGUGCUUACUUGCCUCAUGAAAGCUGAGAUUAUUGAGAAACCAGGGACGUCUUUUGAUCGGGUCAGGGAACUACUGUCCAUGUUACCUAGACAAGGCCCUCAAGCUUACACCCUAUUCUGCAAAGCUUUGGAGGAAUGCGGAGAGAUCCAAGCCCUGACAAUGCUUGGACUAGAGACUCCAAGUGACAAGUUCCCCCGGAGUCAUCUGGACUUAGGAGGUGAAGUGUUUGUAACUGCCAAGUCUUGGAAUAAUCUACUGAACAUCCACAUUAGGACGUAUGAUGUGUAUUCCAGUGGCAGAAGUUAUCCUACUCGUCGUGGCAUCGUGCUCACCUUGAAACACUGGUUAGAAAUACCAGGUGUAAAGCUGUCAGGGAAGGAAGAAAUCGAGCCUAUGUUCACCUAGGAGCUAACAUGUAUGCCACUUUGGAGCUAAAUGGUGGUGUGGAUCUACGACAGUGGGAGAAAAAUGAACAACUGGGAGUCGUACCUACUGCUAAGGGUAUCUUGUUGUCCAUUCAGCAAUGGCAGAAACUGAGAGACUGUUGUGAUGUGAUGUCAGACUUUGUGCCAGAACUGAAGGACAUGGUUCCCUGUAUGGCACAAGAGGAUCAUCAAAACCAAAUGGGGUACCUCCAGUGUUCCUUCUGUAAUCCAAAUGACUACAGUCAGUGGGUGUAAACCCAUUCUUGUUUGGACUCUUGAACAGUCAACAUGUUUUUCGCAUUACUGAGUGGUAUGCUCUCUAUAUGUAUUGUAAACAAUGGUACCGUGACAUUCAAGAAGCAGUGGAAGCUGUGAUGGAGGA
This is a messenger RNA of Haliotis rubra (blacklip abalone), 834 nucleotides long. RefSeq lists its product as uncharacterized. The record is from RefSeq and is a predicted model, not a curated record. Gene Ontology annotation, molecular function: DNA binding. The transcript has a single exon. Gene Ontology annotation, biological process: regulation of DNA-templated transcription; regulation of apoptotic process. The coding region runs from base 1 to 432 and encodes 143 amino acids. NCBI's taxonomy places the organism in Eukaryota, Metazoa, Mollusca, Gastropoda, Lepetellida, Haliotidae.